GCAAGUAUAACAUAACCUAAUUCACGGUGUGAUCAAAAGUGUCGUAUGUGUCUCCUGUGCUAUUUACGCGUUAAGAACGUCUGGAAAAUCAUAAAAAAAAAACCGUCGCGUGCGGAUUAAUCUUGUUAGAUAAGCGCCCGAUUAACAAUUUAAAUGUGAAAUUAAUUGUAGCAAGGUUUCGGGGGCUGCAGGAAAAUCUUGAUACAUUCUUAUUAUUUUUCUUCGUUUUAAAAAUGAUGAUGUCCACAAUGUUCGACUUGGAACUUCACGAGGAGGUCGAAGUCGACGAUUCUGACGACGAUGUUAUUGAAGUUGAAGAGGGUGGUUAUGAUCAACACCCAAACAUCAAUAGAAUCGAUGAAUCUGAAGAUAUUGAAACGUUGCAAAUAACUGAACAAAAUGUAAAUCCAGGUCAAGAAAAAUUAGGUCCUCAUGAUUUUGAACUAAGAAAUGUCCUUGGAAAAGGAGGUUAUGGUAAAGUUUUUCAGGUUAGAAAAGUUACGGGUAUGGAUAAAGGUACGAUUUUCGCUAUGAAAGUCCUUAAGAAAGCGACGAUAGUUCGAAAUCAGAAAGAUACCGCUCAUACGAAGGCUGAAAGAAACAUUUUAGAGGAAGUUAAACAUCCGUUUAUCGUAGAUUUAAAAUAUGCCUUUCAAACGGGAGGAAAAUUAUAUUUAAUAUUGGAAUAUUUAAGUGGGGGAGAAUUGUUUAUGCACUUAGAACGAGAAGGAAUUUUCUUAGAAGAAAGUGCUUGUUUCUACUUAUCUGAAAUAAUAUUGGCUAUAGAACAUUUGCACUCGCAAGGAAUUAUUUAUAGAGACUUAAAACCUGAAAAUAUUCUAUUAGACGCUCAAGGUCAUGUAAAAUUAACUGAUUUUGGAUUGUGUAAGGAACAUAUCAAGGAAGGAAUCGUUACACACACAUUUUGUGGUACAAUAGAAUAUAUGGCUCCUGAAAUUUUAACACGAACGGGACAUGGGAAAGAAGUUGAUUGGUGGUCUUUAGGCGCUUUAAUGUUUGAUAUGCUAACAGGAGCGCCACCUUUUACGGCUGAUAGUCGCAAAAAGACGAUAGAAAAAAUAUUAAAAGGAAAAUUAAAUUUACCUCCAUAUUUAACAAGUGAUGCAAAGGAUUUAGUUAGGAAAUUAUUAAAACGGCAAGUUUCAAUGAGGUUAGGUUCGCCUCCUGGAGAUGCUCAUGAUGUUAAAACGCAUCCUUUUUUUAAACACAUCAGUUGGGAUGAUGUUUUAAAACGAAAAUUAGAACCGCCGUUUAAACCGAAUGUUAGUAGUGAAGAUGAUGUCUCUCAAUUCGAUACCAAAUUUACAAAACAAACUCCAGUAGAUUCACCUGAUGAAUCAACUUUAAGUGAAAGUGCAAAUAUGAUUUUUAAGGGGUUUACCUAUGUAGCGCCAUCAAUUUUUGAAGAAUUUUAUCGAAGGCCAUCGAAAUCUUCCCGAUCUCCGAGGAAGAUGUUAGGGACACCUUUACGACAUUUUGGGUUAAAUUUGCCCGGAAAUAGUACUGCGGGUCCUAGUGAUAGUCAUUUACAUGCUCAAAUGGGUCAUUUACAUCAGUACCCACCCGGACAUCAUUCUCAAAUGGGACACAAUUCGCAAUUGGCACAUAGUUCUUACAGGUAUAACGUGCAAAAUCAUCCGUUAAGUAAUUAUACGGAAGAAAUGGAAGUUAGUAGUUCGGGCCUACCUCAUUAAAUUAAAACUUAAAAAAAUUUUUUAAAACAAAUAUUAAGAGUUUAUAUAUUUAAAAUAUGAAAAUUAGCGCAAUUUUUUAUGUUUACUUUCCGUCGCCAUCAUGUUUUUUGUUUUUAAGGUUAUGUUAGGUUUACAAAUUUAAGUUUAAAUCAUGGGUUACUAUUUUUUAUUUUAUUUUUCUUUUGUUGGUUUUUAAGUGUUACCAUGGUGUUUUGAUAAGAUUUCAAAAUGUAAAUAUAAAUAAGCUCUAAAUUUAUAAAAGGAAGUUAAUUAUUAAUUUUAUUUAAUAAAAAAAUAUUCAAUUUUUAUUUAAAAUCUAACCUCGCUCUAAAUAUGAAACAAUGAGAGUAAAACAUAUGAAUAUUCAGAUUUGAGUUGUUUUCAAUGGUUAAGAGGUGCUAAAGUCGUUGAAAAAUCAGGAAUUCUAGUUACUAAAUAAGAAAAAUGCUUGUAAAACCUUGUAAAUAGUGAGUAAUUACUGAAAAAGAGGAAAAGAUACAAAAACUGAACCCCUUAUGUACACAAUAAGGCAACUAAAUGUGUUCAAAUGUGUAUAAUAUAUAUUUAAAUGAGUAAAUAAAUAAACUUAUUUAAUGGAAGUGAAGAGAAAAAAUUAAAUAAUA
Molecule: messenger RNA, 2338 nt
Organism: Onthophagus taurus
Lineage: Eukaryota; Metazoa; Arthropoda; Insecta; Coleoptera; Scarabaeidae
Gene: S6k
Product: Ribosomal protein S6 kinase
Biological process (GO): protein phosphorylation; signal transduction
Molecular function (GO): protein serine/threonine kinase activity; ATP binding
Source: RefSeq, a predicted model, not a curated record